AUGGUUCGUGCAUUUUAUGUUCCACUGAAGUCGCAUCUGCAGUGUAGUGCGAUUGUGGGAGAAAAUCUGUCUUGUUCCGAUAGUUCAUGCUCAAUUAUUCAAAACUCGUCUUUGAAACAACAGCGACAGUUUUCCCAUGUGACAUUUCAAUUAAAUGAUACUGCAUUUCCAGGUAUUUACGAUUGUCGCUAUCGUGUUUUAUUGCGUCAUAUGUGUGCACUUCUGGCUGUAGGACAGGACGAUUUUGAAGAUAUAGAGGAUGCAUUAGUAGAUACAAUCACUGGAUAUCAUUACAAAGAAAGUGAAGAACAAAGAAUGGUAAGAGCUAGAGUUGCGAAACUGAAAAAAAUUAAACGAUAUGUUAUGAUUGGAACAGCGAGUAGUGUUGGUGGUUUUUUAUUAGGAAUAACGGCUGGCCUAGCAGCACCAUUGGUAGCAGUUGGUGCAGGAGCCAUAAUAGGUGCUGGAGCAGCAGCAGGUAUUGGAACAGCAGCGGGCGCUACUGUACUUGGGUCGUUAUUUGGAAUAGCUGGCGCGGGGUUAACAGGUUACAAAAUGCGGAAACGAGUAGGUGCAAUCGAAGAGUUUGUAAUUCAGCCGGUUUCUGAAGGACAAAGUUUGCAUUGUAUUUUGGCAGUUAGUGGAUGGAUUGAAGAUCAAGGAGAACGUGUUUUUCAACAGCAGUGGCGGCAUUUAUGGAUGUCGCGCGAACAGUAUGUCUUGCGUUAUGAAAGUAAAUAUUUGGCAGAACUAGGACGAGCAAUUGAUUAUUUGACGUCUUUUGCAGUAUCGCUUGCUGUUCAACAUACUCUUUUGGAAACUGGGCUUGCUGGUUUAGUUGCUGCGGUUGCUUGGCCAGCGGCGCUUCUUUCUGUGUCCAGUGUAAUCGAUAACCCAUGGAAUGUUUGCGUAAGGCGAGCUGCCGAGGUUGGCGAACAAUUAGCCGAAGUAUUGCUAAGUCGUGCGCAUGGUAAUCGUCCUAUUACCUUGAUAGGAUUUUCACUUGGAGCACGCGUAAUUUUCCAUUGCUUAAUGGCCAUGACCAAACGCAUUUCUUGCUAUGGAAUAGUUAAUGACGUGGUACUUCUUGGCGCGCCUGUAACAGCUUCGCCUAUUCAAUGGCAUCAGAUAAGUCGAAUUGUUGGAGGACGAAUUAUAAAUGGUUAUUGUAACAGUGACUGGUUACUGAGGUUUAUUUACCGUGCAAUGAGUGUGCAAUUUACGAUUGCUGGCACCGGUCCUGUCAUAUGCAAAAUGGAAAAGAAAAUUGUCAAUUUCAAUCUCUCUCACUUAAUAAAAGGCCAUAUGGAUUAUUCUCGGAAGUUAACUGAAGUGUUGGAAGCAGUUGGGGUUCGAGUUACACCGCGUUGUGGUCAGUCCGUGCUAAAUGUGGAAAAAGUUACGAGAAAACUGAAUACCGAUAUUAUUGAUUUUCAUACGGCGAAUUAA
Messenger RNA from Loa loa (African eye worm), 1449 nucleotides. RefSeq lists its product as hypothetical. Bases 1 to 1449 code for a protein of 482 amino acids. The transcript has 12 exons. NCBI's taxonomy places the organism in Eukaryota, Metazoa, Nematoda, Chromadorea, Rhabditida, Onchocercidae. The record is from RefSeq and is a predicted model, not a curated record.